Messenger RNA from Eublepharis macularius, 955 nucleotides. RefSeq names its product phospholipase A and acyltransferase 3-like. The transcript has 6 exons. NCBI's taxonomy places the organism in Eukaryota, Metazoa, Chordata, Lepidosauria, Squamata, Eublepharidae. The record is from RefSeq and is a predicted model, not a curated record. Gene Ontology annotation, molecular function: glycerophospholipid phospholipase A1 activity; A2-type glycerophospholipase activity. Gene Ontology annotation, cellular component: cytoplasm. Gene Ontology annotation, biological process: N-acylphosphatidylethanolamine metabolic process. The coding region runs from base 324 to 863 and encodes 179 amino acids.
AGGCGCCUUUCUUUCCUCUGGUGGAACAAGCAGGGGGGGAGACUGAGGCACAGGGAAACGGGCAAAGUGUGCCCCCCCCUCCCAAGUGGCAAGGCCCUGAUCCAGCCUAGGGGCCUCUUUGGUGCCCUUUCAAUAAAACUGAAGAUGCUGGGAGAUCUGAGGACGGAGUCUGGCUAGCUGCGCCCAGGCUUAGGCAGGUCGUCAGAUACUGGAUCACCUGGCUGGAGUGCAAGCGAAAGCAGAUCCCUUGUGAAGAAUAAAAGAAAUUUUAAGUAACAGCCGAACAUUAGAAGAGUGGAGACGCGCAAAGGAAAAAAACAGAGAUGGCCAAUUUUUUCAAGAAGAUUGGGGAUGGUUUUCAGGGUAUAACGAAGGACAUAGACCACGUACUUUGGAAUAAAGACCAGCCAUCACCUGGGGACAUGAUGCAGUUUCAGAUGCCAGGAUUCCAGCACUGGGGCAUCUACGUGGGAGACGGAAACGUGGUCCAUUUUGCAUGGCCAGCUGUUAGCCUCAUUCCACUAAAAUACGCAGUCCGAAAAGAAAAAGUGAAGAAUAUCAAAGGGGUACUGGCUACUGCGGUAUACAAUAAGUAUGACCAAGACUACACGCCGUUGCCUCAAGAUCGUGUGGUAAGAAGAGCUGAGCACAUGGUGGACAAAGUCAUGAAAUAUGAUCUGGCCAAAGCUAACUGUGAACACUUUGCCACGAUGAUGAGGUACAACAUUCCUAUUUCAGGGCAGGCAGAGAGAUUUAAUUUUGACGUGGAUCCAGGCUUUGUGGAAGAGCUCAGAGGAUGGAUGGCUGAGAUCGAUGACCAGAAAGACUGCACAGCUGAGAUGACGCCAGUGCUAGAGCAGUAGAGCAUCCAAGGAUGUUCUCCAUAUUCUUCGAUCAGCCUGCUGAAAUGCUCAAGAAUCCUUGACAGUCCUUCAUAUGGGAAGCAACAGAACUA